Messenger RNA from Pezoporus occidentalis (night parrot), 8055 nucleotides. RefSeq names its product tensin 3 (gene TNS3). Gene Ontology annotation, molecular function: protein binding. Gene Ontology annotation, cellular component: focal adhesion. The transcript has 33 exons. The record is from RefSeq and is a predicted model, not a curated record. Gene Ontology annotation, biological process: dephosphorylation. Lineage: Eukaryota; Metazoa; Chordata; Aves; Psittaciformes; Psittacidae. The coding region runs from base 72 to 4892 and encodes 1606 amino acids.
GAGAACGGGAGCGCGGGUGGCAGCCGGGGGGGGCUCAUGAGCGCUGGCGGCGGGUGAGCCCCGGGGAGCCCAUGGGCGGCCGGGCGAGCCUGGCGAGCCGCGGCACCGAGACCCGGUCCCGGCCCCGGCCCCGCCGCCGCUCGGCGCAAGGAGGAGCCGAGACCAUGAUUCAGGCUGACAACAGCUCGUCUGGAGAGUUGGCUGGUGGACAAACCGAGCCUCAAGAAACAGCUUCAAGGUCUCACACCUUCAAAGCCAAGUCUUUUAAGAAAUCCAAAAUCUGUGGAAUCUGCAAACAAGUAAUUGAUAGCCAGGGCAUUUCCUGCAGAGUUUGCAAGUAUGCCUGCCACAGGAAAUGUGAAGAAAAGGUGGUGACACCCUGCUUUUUUCCAAGUAACUACGAACUGACUAAUAACUCUGAGGCUGUUAAAAAUCAUGUAACCAGAACUAAUUCCAGCAGCGCUUCGAAGAGCUCCUCUUUCAGUUGUGACAAAGGAUCACGAAGUGCAGACUUUGAUCACAUUAUGGAGGAGGGCUAUGAACUUGACCUCACUUACAUCACAGAACGGAUCAUCUCUGUCUCCUUCCCUGCUAGCUGUUCUGAGGAAACUUACCUCCACAAUCUGCAAGAUGUAACCCGGAUGCUCAAAUCCAAACACGGUGAUAACUACUUGGUGUUAAACCUCUCUGAAAAGAGAUAUGACCUUGCCAAGCUUAACCCAAAGAUUAUGGAUGUGGGAUGGCCUGAUCUCCAUGCUCCACCUCUCGACAAGGUGUGCACCAUCUGCAAGGCCAUGGAGUCAUGGCUGAACAAUGAUCCUCAGCAUGUGGUCGUGAUCCAUUGCAGAGGAGGGAAAGGAAGGAUAGGCGUAGUCAUAUCGUCAUAUAUGCACUUCACCAAUGUUUCUGCAAGUGCUGAUCAGGCUCUAGACAGAUUUGCUAUGAAGAAGUUCUUUGAUGAUAAAGUUUCAGCUUUAAUGCAGCCAUCCCAAAGAAGAUAUGUGCAAUUCUUAAGCGGCCUUCUGUCUGGAUCUGUGAAAAUGAAUGCAACUCCUCUUUUCCUGCACUAUGUUAUCCUUCAUGGCAUCCCAAGCUUCGAUGCUGGGGGAGCUUGCCGGCCUUUUCUGAAGUUAUACCAGGCUAUGCAACCAGUUUAUACAUCUGGAAUCUAUAGUGUAGGGCCAGAGAAUCAAAGCCGAAUCUGCAUUGCUGUAGACCCUGCCCAGCUUUUAAAGGGAGAUAUUAUGCUGAAGUGUUAUCACAAAAAAUACCGGUCAGCUACUCGUGAUGUGGUAUUUCGCCUUCAGUUUCACACUGGAGCUAUUCAAGGACAUGCGCUGGUGUUUGGCAAAGAGGAUCUGGACAAUGCCAACAAAGAUGACCGUUUCCCUGAUUAUGGCAAAGUGGAAUUAGUGUUUUCAGGAACUCCAGAGAAACUUCAAGGAUUUAAACACCUUCAGAAUGACCAUGGAGUCAUAGUUGAUUACAAUACCUCAGACCCACUGAUACGCUGGGAUUCCUAUGAAAAUAUGAGCCCUGAUGGGGAAGUGCUGCAUACCCAAGGUCCCAUUGAUGGCAGUCUGUAUGCCAAAGUGAGAAAGAAGAGCUCUUCUGACAGCAGCAUCCGUGGUGUUGCUCAGGGUGUUCCCGUGACUGGCAGUCCUGAUCACAGUGAUCAUACGCUGUCUGUCAGCAGUGAUUCAGGACACUCAACAGCUUCCACCAGGACAGACAAGACUGAAGAGCGCCUUGUGCCUGGAGUCAAACGGGGUCUGAGCCCACAGGAGAAGGCAGAACUGGACCAGCUACUCAGUGGCUUUGGUCUGGAGGAUUCUGUCAACACCACCAAGGAUAUGACUGAUGUUCGAAGCAAGUACAGUGGGACUCACCACAUAGUGCCAGCUCAAGUUCAUAUGAAUGGAGACACCAAACUGAAGGACAGGGAGACUGAUAUUCUGGAUGAUGAAAUGCCUAAUCAUGACCUUCACAGUGUGGACAGCAUUGGGACUUUGUCUUCCUCAGAAGGGCAGCACUCCACCCACUUAGGGAACUUCAGUUGCCACAAGAGCAGUCAGAACUCACUUCUUUCAGAUGGCUUUGGAAGUAACGCUGGGGAAGAGCACCACAAUGUUUUUGCUCCAGACCUGGGAAUUGGUGUGGAUCCCCUCUAUGAGAGGACAUUUGGAAGCACCGAGCCAAAGUCAACUCAGCAGUUACAACGGAAUCCUUCUGUUUCACCCCAGCCUCAAGCCUAUGGCCCAAGUAACUAUUCUACUCAGACCUGGGUGCGCCAGCAGCAGAUGGUCACUGCUCACCAAUAUGGUUUUGCCCCAGAGAAUGAAAUCAGUGUUGGCAUUCAUAACACGGUGGAGAACGCAGGCAGUGUCCAGAGCCAGUCCCGAGCCCCGGACACCCCAACACGUAAUUCCAGCAGCAGAGCUGCUGUACAGAGGGGGCUAGGAAGCAUGCCAGGGGCUGCUGAAGCUGCAGAACAUGCCAGUGCUGAGAGCUUCAAGUCAAUGCCAGUGCCUCAAAGGGACACAAAUAGCCUGGAUCUAGGACAGAAUGCAAGGGACUUGCCAGCUUCUCCAACUUUGGAUAUUGAUCAGUCCAUUGAACAACUGAACAGGCUGAUCUUGGAGUUAGACCCUACGUUUGAACCUAUCCCGACCCGCAUUAACACUGUCACAAGGGACAGGAAUCAAGUAAAUGGCUUCACCAGCCUUGAUGUAGACGUGGAAGGGCUUGGCAGGAGUCCUGGCUUCCAUGACAAAUUAGAUGUCACAAACAGGAAUCCCUCCCAGCAUGCACCAGGGACACCAGAUGACAAUGCAACAGGGAGAAGGAUGAGAAAGUUAAGUGUUGGGCAGUAUGACAACGAUGUCCCUGGGCAGCCGUCGUAUACCAGGUGUGGAUGGAUGAAGUCUCCUGCUGCAGACCAGGCUGUAAACCCAGGAUCACCGAUUCCUUUAGGGGAGACUAAUGAGAUGGCUGUUGCUUGUUACCAAGAUGAAAUAGAUGGGGGAAUCUUCUCCCCAACAAAAAAUGGAAAUGAACUUGUCCCAUCCACACCAGCUUUUCCCCUGUCACCAGAGACACCGUAUGUAAAAACACCUCCACUGUACCACCAGCAUAUUCCCGCCAGCCAUAAGGUCAGCAGCCCAUCUGAGGUGUACAGAACUGGUACCAACCCUGAAUCUCGAAGUUACACAGAAGCCAUUAACCACUCUGUGGUGAUGUCUGACAGCACUGUGGGCACUAACCCGGCCUUGCUGAGGGCCAACAUGCAGCCGGAUCCCUCCUUUCAGCACUGUUUUGCAUCUUCGUGUACUGUUUCAAGUAACAGUCCUAUCACAGGGGCAGAAAGCUCUUCUGCAACAGAACGUCCUUGGCUUGAAAGCAGCCCUAAAGCUUCCCCGUCACUCCAGCUGUCAAUGGGAAACAGCAGGCCACCAGGAGGUUACCGUGUGCCCUCGGAAUUUUCCAACGCCGUGCAAGAUGUCUCCCUCUUGUCUCAUUUCCAAAGUCCAGGACUGCAAGUUGUCACCCUGAGCAGCCUGGAGAAUUCACCAGCAGAGCCACAGGAAGAACCUGCAGUCAGCAGCAGUGCCCGGGCCUACCUGAGCUACAGUGGGGGCAGCAGGGGCAGUAGCUCUCCACAAGAGGAGAAACAAGCUGCUUUCAUAGCCAAUACUAGCAUGUCUCCUAAAACUGUGAGCUCAUCAGUGGCAAGUGCUGAGGACAAUGGUGUUUUGACACAAAACUUUGUAACAGUGGCCUCUGGACUCAAUAGCCAGAACAGUGCAGUCCAGCAGCACCAUGCAGGGAAUCUUCAUGCUCAACCACCUCUUCCAGAGAAAAAAAGGUCCUCCGAAGGAGACCGUUCCUUUGCCUCUGUGUCCCCUUCUUCAAGUGGCUUCUCGAGCCCCCACAGUGGGAGCACAAUCAGCAUCCCCUUCCCAAAUGUCCUCCCAGAUUUCUCAAAAAUGUUAAACACUUCCCCAGUGCCAGAAAACACAACUGAUAAACACGUGACUGUAAAAUUUGUCCAGGACACAUCCAAAUUCUGGUAUAAGCCAGAUAUUUCAAGAGAACAAGCCAUUGCUGUUCUCAAGGACAAAGAACCUGGCUCAUUCAUUGUUCGAGACAGUCAUUCCUUCCGGGGAGCCUAUGGACUAGCAAUGAAAGUUGCUACACCACCUCCUUCUGUGCUGCAGUUAAACAAGAAAGUUGGAGAUUUGUCAAAUGAACUUGUAAGGCAUUUUCUGAUUGAAUGCACUCACAAGGGGGUGCGCUUGAAAGGAUGCCCAAACGAACCAUAUUUUGGGAGUUUGACAGCUCUGGUGUAUCAGCAUUCCAUCACCCCACUGGCAUUGCCCUGCAAGCUCCUCAUCCCAGACAGAGAUCCCUUGGAGGAGACAGCCGAAACUUCUCCACAGACUGCUGCAAACUCGGCAGCGGAGCUUCUUAAACAGGGUGCAGCAUGUAAUGUCUGGUACCUGAACUCAGUGGAGAUGGAGUCCCUCACAGGCUACCAGGCAGUACAGAAAGCCUUGAGCCUGACACUGAUGCAAGACCCUUCUCCUGUCUCAACCGUUGUCCAUUUCAAAGUGUCUGCACAGGGAAUCACGUUGACAGAUAAUCAAAGAAAACUCUUUUUUCGGCGACAUUAUCCAGUCAACACUGUUAUUUUCUGUGCUUUGGAUCCACAGGACAGAAAAUGGAUGAAAGAUGGCCUUUCUGCAAAAGUAUUUGGGUUCGUUGCCCGGAAGCAAGGCAGUGCCACGGACAACAUAUGCCACCUAUUUGCAGAGCAUGAUCCAGAGCAACCUGCCAGCGCCAUUGUGAACUUUGUAUCAAAGGUCAUGAUCGGAUCCCAGAAGAAGAUCUGAUGCCUUCACAUCCUUGACUCAGAGCUCUUCACUGAUUCCACUGAAGGAAAGCACUGUGAGAGAGGGAGAAAGCAUAUUCAGCAGCAACGCCUGACCCUUGUCAUUCCUAAGAAGGAAAGCAUAGGACAGUCUAGCUGCAUUCUGUCGCAAGAGCCUUGUGUUUGCCUUUUCUUUGAAGACGCCUCUAAAUUAACAAAAGCAUUAUUUCUUUGUUUUUAUAUCAAAGGACAAAACAAAAGAAAGUGGGUGCCACCCAAACCUGUGAGGCCCAAACCUGAAUGAAGCAUAAAUGAAAACUUUUCUCCUGAAGGGUUUCUGAUACAUUUUCACAUGCUGUUUCUCAUCAUCUGUUGGAGCAGAAAUACUCACUAGGCUGUGCUACUUCUUUUGUGCAGAAAAUGUUUUGUAUAACCUCCAAAGACACUUGCCAUAGUUGCAUCAAUGGUAGCUGUAGGCCUUGCAAACAUGCUCUUAAGGGAAUGAUGGUCUGAGGGAAGACUAUUUGCUCUUCCCUUCAUCCUUAUGUGAUCAGUGAUGGGAACUGAAUGGAGAAAGGGGAAGAUGUACGUGAAGAGAAGGUUUGUGCAAGUUGAUUUCUGAUCAGGAGCAGAAAUGUGGAGCAUUCAGGGAGGUUGCUCUGUGUUAAGAGGGCUGGGCUGGUUUAGUUGGAAAAAUUCUAAAUAGGGGAGAGGUGGCAGAAAAAAGUUGUGUGGAAAUCUGUAAUUGGGGUUUUGUAUUAUUUUUUUAUACAGAGAACUAAGCAGGGAAGAUUCUGUAUUAUAAUAAUUACAGGAUAAAAAUGAGGGAAAAGAAGAAAACUUUAUAAUUUAUACUUUUUUUAACCUUUGCCAGAUUAUUUAUAGUAGAUCUCAGAUCUUGGUAUGUCAUAGAGAUACUCUUUAACUAGGCCAUUGUUGGGCUUUGCCUCUUCAGCUCUAUUUUGCAUAAGUAGAAGUGUUUAUAGCCUGUGCCUUGCUAAAUAGAGUCGCAUAGUUUGACUUUUGUCUUACAGUGAUAAGCUACUUCCCAUUUCCUGUCUCUGCAGUACUGUUUUGGUAGUAAUAUUUGUUCCCCUACCUAAUAUUUGUGGAUUCUUCCAGCCCCAUUUUUAUUGGAGUUUUAUGGAUUUUUUUGGCCUUUUUUUCCCCCCUUUGAUCUUUAGGAACUGUUUUUGGUUUAUAAUACCGUUUUUUUAAGAAUUCCUUGAGUUUGGAAAUCCAAAAGGGAAUGGAAUAUAUUUUGUUACUCUGUCCCACUUCUUGAGAACAUUUAUGUAAUGAUUUCUACAACUGUCACACUUGCACAGAUCUCUGUAUGUGUACAUUGGUAUUUUAAAUGCAUAACAGAGUGCUGGUUACCUUUACAGAAAGCUGAUAAGCUAGAUUACAGUGGAAAACUUCACAAGGAGAGCAAGCCACUGAAGUCUACUCUGGAACUCCCAUUCACUUCAAAAAGAGCAGUACUAGACCCCUGUAUCACAACUGAUGGUAAUAAAACAGCUUCACUUGUGACAGUGCUGAAAAGCUUCACUGCCUCUAUUUGAUGUGUGGCUGUCAACAUUAUAGCAACAAACUAAGAAAUAAAAUGACAUGCUGAAUUUGGUAUGCCAGUGCAUGAGGUGCUGGAUCAACUAGUAACUGUACCCACUGGAGGAUUUAAUCAUUUUAUUCAUUUUUACUAAAUAAUAUUUAAAUGGAAUGGGGAACUUUGGUUGGGCUGUAUGGUAAGAAGUUUCCACCAAUUUGGUCUGUCCUGUAUAAAGUAUGAUCUGUCUUAUAUUAACAGCUCUCUCCCUAUUUCCUAAAGUAUUAGGAUCAUGGAAACAUUACUCAGUGAUCAUAGCCAGAGUUACUGAUGUAACUAUGAAUUUUGUAUAAAUAACUUGAUACUUUUUAAAAGGAAGAGGGUGAGGAACAGAGGGAGAGAGAAAAAAUAUUUGAAGUUUAAUGUAUCUGGACUGGGUAGUGGAGAAUCAGUAGCAGUGGGCAUUGGAUAUCUGUAAAAGGGUGAAGCAAUCCAAAGCAUAGUAGCUACCGUUGAAGCAACAAAGGCAAGUGCCUCUGAUUUGUACCAAAUACUUCUGUUCUUCUCACACAGAGGUAUACUACUUAAACAGUGUUCAUGUACCAUCCAAAAGGGAAUGCAGCUCUUGAGGAGUUUUGAUCCUUUUGAAACAUGUGAGGACAAGUUUCCUUUUAAUAUUCAGCCAGUUGAAGCCCAGUGAAUUUCUCCAGCUGACAUCUUAAUUACGUUUAAGUCUGAAUUAGGUUUAAAUCCGAUGUGUUGUUAGCACUGAAAUGAGAAGGAAUUUUUACUACAUUUUUUUGAUUCUGUAGAUGACACUUAAAUUCCAGUGUGUCUUGCUAGACACCAUGUGUUGGCCUUUGGGCUGAAAAUAAAGUGUCCUUUUUUUCCCCCAAUUUUACCAUUUCCAUUCAGGGCCUUAUUUUUUAGUCCCUGUUCUUUCUCAGGCUGCUGGCUUCAAGAGCAUAAGGAAUUGAACGCUGACAUUCCUGGUGGUGUUUCCUGGGAGUUUAGCUCUACUUGGUAAGUGGGGAGUAAAGAAGUUGCCCUGUUUCUAAGGGAGGUGUUUUAUUAUGCGUUCCUUUGGAUGUUAUAUUGCCACCUGCUUUUGCUUUUAAUGAAUUAAAAAAUGCACAAAGCAAAAUAAUUCUGUAUGUACCAUUAUGUAGUGUAUGUAGAAAGAUAUUCACGAAACACUUGCUCAUGGCAAAUACAAGACUAAAUAGUUAAUACAGCACUUUCUUUCAAGGUUUUUGGUAGAUGUGUAUAUGCAGUUUCAUAACUAAUGGCAGCAAGUGACAUACGUAUUUAGACAGACUCCUAUUAACCUUCUUAGUAAAUGUACUACUAUAAUCGUACAGUGUUAAACUACAAAAAUGCUGAAAGCCAUGUUUUUAAUUGAAUGACUUCCAUGUAUCCAACAGUAUCAUUAAAAAAAAUAAUCUCAUGUUUCCUUCUUGGUUUUACCUACUAGUGCAAAUUUUUGCCUUUUUCUUGAAACUGUAAAGAAGCACCAGAAGGUCUCCAGUAUGUAAAUUAAUGUUCUAUAAAUUCUUUGUAUAGUCAUUUUCUCUGCUCUUCAGAUACCGCUUCUGUUCAGAUUAUAAUAAAAUGAUGAAUGUGAAAUUUCACAACACAA